AUGUCUCUAUAUCAAGUUUUGAGCAAUAAUUUUGAGAUGAGUGAACUGUAUACAUGUCCUGCCAACAUGUCGAAAAUAUUGGAGCCAAGACCGAUAAUUGGAUCCUAUUUCUUGGUAACUGGUACCCUGCUGAUCGUAAUCUAUCUACCUUGUUUCAUCGUAAUCAUCCGCUCGAAAUGUCGUACUCCAUCUUACAAACUCAUGUUACUUCUGGGUAUCUUCGAUAUUAUGUCCUUACUCAUCGACUCUGUGGCAACUGGAAUUCUUGCAAUCAUGGGCGCCUCAUUCUGUAAUUAUCCACUUCCUGUAUUCACUCUUGGAGCUCUUGCAAUGGGCUCUUGGAUAGGCUGUUGUGUGCCCAGUUACUAUCACAACAUGCUGCACACUACCAACAACCUCAUGGUAUCAGCUUCCACACCUCUCUAUAUUUACCUCUGCUACCAUUUGAUCUACAAAUUCGGUUACUCCACAUCCAUGUGGCUGUACAGAUCGAAACAGCAGAUCGUAAUCCAAGCAAUCAUCCUCUGUUUCUUCCACGCCGUCUCAGCUUACAUCUACGUCUAUAUGCAAUUCUUCCCAUCCCCACCUUGGCUCAUCCUCAUCGGACAACUCACCUGGCAAUGGAGUAAUGGAUGUGUUUGUUUUGCGUAUUGGACUCUAAACCGAACUAUUCGAAACUCUGCGAUCCUUAUGAUGUUCUCUAAAGAAACUCGUCAGAAAUAUGGUCUCCAUAUGGGAAUAGAUGAACAAAUUGCAGCAGAGCGUCAAGAAGGGACGGAAAGUGUUCCAAAUGUUUCUCCUGGCGCUGCCAACUCUGCGAAAGUGGCACCGUUCAUGGCUGAAUGGUGA
This is a messenger RNA of Caenorhabditis remanei, 849 nucleotides long. RefSeq lists its product as uncharacterized. The record is from RefSeq and is a predicted model, not a curated record. NCBI's taxonomy places the organism in Eukaryota, Metazoa, Nematoda, Chromadorea, Rhabditida, Rhabditidae. The transcript is spliced from 4 exons. Bases 1 to 849 code for a protein of 282 amino acids.